CUUUGAGCCAUGACGUCAUCGGGAUAUAAAGCCUUGCCCGUUUCCUGCCGGUAGACAUUCCUGCUUGUCUUAACGAGUACACCUGGCGAUCCCGACUUCACGGCGAGUUGCUCAUCGCUGACACACGCGGCUGCAGGAGUUGAGCAACUGCUGCAGCUUCGGGCGAAAGCAAAAGUCCGUAUGCGGCUGGUGACGAUCCCAGGUUCGAUCAUCGCGGAUCUGCUUCAGGAUCGCGGAUAGGGAGCAACGCGGUGGGACAACAUGGUCCCAUCGACAGCCGGGGUCCCUCUGCUGGUUCUACUGCUGACUUUAAAGGCCUGCUCUGCGCCAGAGGUUGAAAAGGUGACCGUCCACGUUGACAAAGGCGUCACCGUCACCAUCCAGACUAAACAGAACACUAACUGCAAAGUCUGCAUAAAGGUAUGGCGUCGAAACUGUUUUGACUCGAAACAGUUCAAAGAUUCAACUGUCUUGGUUGAGUUCGAAUGCCCCACACGUCAAGCCAUAUUCACAGACUUCACUGUGAAAAUUGAGCAAAACAUAGAAUGCAGCACAAAGUCCUGUAACGGUCACAUCGUCCAGUCUGACUCCAGCUUCAGUCUAUUACUGGCUUUUAACCGCACGUUCACCUGGACCCUGAACGCCUCGCCACAGACGGCGUUCAGGAUAGACUUCCCCAAGCCGGGCCUGAGACAGAUCCGUCCAUGGGAGGCGUGUGAGGGCGGACACAGCUUCACCCUCCAGGCCUCACGGGCCACAGGGAGCGCCACCAUAGGGAAAUACUGCAGAGAGGGAAGUAUCAGCAGUGUUCAGAUUCAGAGCAACGGGAGGUUCUCUGUGGAGGUUCCUGCAAGACAGAAGCUGCAGAAUGAUCAGUUCAACGUGUCUGUGGGGGAAGAAAUCCAGUCCUUCGCUAAGAUCACACUGACGUUCCCAGAGGGAACCUCGUCCUCUGAGCUGCUGUCUCCAAACUACCCGGACAGUGUUCCCAGCAGCAGCGUGAUAGAGUGGGACAUUCAGGUUCCAGACAAACACGGGACUUCUGUUCAGUUCCUAAACGUCUCACAGCCACGUUGCCUGAAGAACAUGGCGGCGGUGGAGUAUCGCAGCAAAGAGAGAGCAGCGUUGUUCCGGAACCUCACAGACGCCCAACGUAAUGAGGAAAAGGGGAACGUCUCCGUGACGCUGAGGAACUGUGAGAUGGACAUGACCUCAUCGAACUCUACACUCUCUUUCAGCCUCAGGGUGUUGACUUCAGUCAGAACAGACGUGACCAUGAUCCUGGUUGUGGUGACUGCUGUCUUGGCCAUUUUAGUCAUUGUGGCGUUAGUGGCCUGUGUAGUGAUGAAAAAACAGAAGAAGACAAGAAUGAAAGAAAGACAAGAAGCUCAGAAAUAUCAGACGUCCAUUUACAAUCCAGACUUGAGCACCAGGGUCUACAGCAACUGGCCCGAGCCCGGCUCAGAUGAGGAGCAUGUGUACGUCUCAAUUGAUGAAACAAAGAUCUACUCACACCUGCUGGACACACAAAGCACGGCACAGUAGUGGUGACUGCUACUUGGUCGGAGGAUAGAACUGCAUCACAACUGGAGCGGAGGCAGAACCUCGGGUCUGUUCGUCCGUGUGGACUUUGACUCAUAGAACCUACCUGAGCUCAGGACUCUCAGCUCUGCUGAUGCCAUCACCAGAGCAUCAUUGGAUACAUUAAAUAUCAGAUAGCUGUUGUUUUAUAUACAUGUACAUGGACUUGUGAUGAGUUAGGUUAAUACAUGAGUAAAUUUUUUAUGGCUUGUU
Betta splendens (Siamese fighting fish) is the source of this 1794-nucleotide messenger RNA. Its product is annotated as CUB domain-containing protein 1-like. The record is from RefSeq and is a predicted model, not a curated record. The coding region runs from base 262 to 1545 and encodes 427 amino acids. NCBI's taxonomy places the organism in Eukaryota, Metazoa, Chordata, Actinopteri, Anabantiformes, Osphronemidae. The transcript has 6 exons.